CACACACACACAGACACCACCAUGAAAGCUCACCAGCGCCAACUCAGACUCCGCCUCCACGCUUGCACCACGCGCCGCCAUUACGCCACGAAAUACACAGCGAAGGUGACCUCCACCUCCCCCACCGGGCGCUCACUUACCGCCGAGGUCACCCCUCUCCGUUCUCCCUACCCCACCGACAUCCGCGGCUACCCAGUACCCCGCCGCCACGUCAUCUGCAAGGCGACCCAAAUCCUCCUCCACCACCACGCCAACCAAUCCCGUCCAUCCACACUUCACCACCCGAACCCGAAUCCCUUCCUCGACCUCUCCAACUACCUCCACUCCCUCGCUCUCCCUCUUACCCCCUCCGAGGCCUCCGAAAUCCUGAAAUCCCUAAACGACCCCUCCCUCGCCCUCAAUUUCUUCCGCCUCUGCCCCUCGCUUUCCCCGAAUUUCCAGCACGACUCCUUCACCUACACCCGCCUCAUCCUCAUCCUCUCCAAGUCCUCCUCCCCGGACCGCUACGAGCUCGUCCGCUCCCUCCUCUCCCAGAUGGACCAGUCCAACACGCGUGGCACCAUCUCCACCGUCAACAUCCUCAUUGGCUUCUUCGGCAAAUCCCAGGACCUCGGCCUCUGCAUCUCAUUGAUCAAGAAGUGGAACCUCACCAUGAACUCUUACACCUACAAGUGUUUGCUUCAGGCGUACCUCCGCUCCCACGAUUCCGACAAGGCCUUCCACGUCUUCACCGAAAUGCGCCGCCGAGGUUACAAAUUGGACAUUUUUGCUUACAACAUGUUGUUGGAUGCUCUCGCCAAAGACGAAAAGGUUGGCCAGGCUUACAGGGCUUUUGAAGACAUGAAAAGGAAGCAUUGUGAGCCUGAUGAGUUUACAUACACAAUUAUGAUCAGAAUGAAUGGAAAGAUUGGUAAAGCCGAUGAGUCACUGGCACUCUUUCAGGAAAUGCUAGCAAAGGGCUUCGCUCCAAAUUUGAUUUCUUUUAAUACUAUGAUGGAGGCACUUGCUAAGGGUCGCAUGGUUGACAAGGCCAUUCUUCUCUUCUCUAAAAUGGUGCAGAAUGAUUGUCGGCCGAAUGAAUUCACGUACAGGGUCGUUUUGAAUGUUCUGGCUGCAGAAGGGCAGCUUGGUAGACUAGACGAGGUGGUGGAAGUAUCAAAGAAAUUCAUGAAUAAGUCGAUAUAUGCAUAUCUUGUAAGGACUCUGAGCAAGCUGGGCCAUGCAAGUGAAGCUCACCGGGUGUUUUGCAACAUGUGGAACUUCCAUGAUAAGGGGGAUAGGGAUGCUUACCUUUCCAUGUUAGAGAGUUUAUGCAGUGCAGGUAAAACAACAGAGGCUAUAGACCUGCUGGGGAAGAUUCAUGAAAAGGGAAUAGCUUCUGAUACAAUCAUGUAUAAUACUGUUUUCUCGGCCCUUGGCAAGCUGAAGCAAAUCUCGCAUCUUCAUGAUCUUUAUGAGAAGAUGAAACAAGAUGGUCCUUCACCAGACAUAUUUACAUAUAAUAUUCUCAUCUCCAGCUUUGGCAGGGCCGGAAAGGUUGAUGAGGCGGUUAAAAUAUUUGAAGAACUUGAGAAUAGCAAUUGUAAACCUGACAUAAUCUCUUAUAAUUCCUUGAUCAAUUGCCUUGGGAAGAAUGGUGAUGUUGAUGAAGCUCACAUGAGGUUUAAGGAAAUGCAAGAGAAAGGAUUGAAUCCUGAUGUUGUCACAUAUAGCACGCUCAUCGAAUGCUUUGGGAAGACGGAUAAGGUUGAGAUGGCCUGCAGGUUGUUUGAUGGGAUGCUUGCUGAAGGAUGCUGUCCUAACAUUGUAACAUACAACAUCUUACUCGACUGUCUUGAGAGGUGUGGGAGAACUGCUGAAGCAGUGGAUCUGUAUGCAAAACUUAAGCAGCAGGGGUUAACGCCAGAUUCAAUUACAUAUGCGGUGCUUGAACGUUUGCAAGGUGGUUCACAUAGGAGAGUAAAACAUCGAAGGCAAAGCCCGAUUACUGGUUGGGUUGUUAGCCCUUUGAGGUGAUGAAGUUGCGAUGGGGAUUGCUCAAGAAACUAAUUGCAUAUUUUUAGUCACUGCCUUUGAGGGCAAGUGAUAUUAUGGAGUUUUUUGAUGAUAUUGCCCGUAAUAGGGACCAACACUGGACGAUGACCAUUUUUUAUGGUGGUUGUUCUUGGUACAAUUACCACAGAGAUGUUGUAACUUCAGGGAGACCUUUUGGUUUUUGCUUCAAUUCAAGUUAUGGGGUUCUCCUUCUUUUCUCUUGUUACUAAACGAAAGGAGCAGCAGCAGCUUUUAUCAUUGUUUUUUUAUGGAUGUCAAGUUACCAGGUCGCUUUUCAACAUGACACCAGCUGUGUCAGGUAAGCACAUUUGCUGUUAUUCUAAUGUGAUUUAGUGAAGAUUACUGAUUCAUUA
Molecule: messenger RNA, 2408 nt
Organism: Corylus avellana
Lineage: Eukaryota; Viridiplantae; Streptophyta; Magnoliopsida; Fagales; Betulaceae
Gene: ABO5
Product: ABA Overly-Sensitive 5
Molecular function (GO): protein binding
Source: RefSeq, a predicted model, not a curated record